Molecule: messenger RNA, 1461 nt
Organism: Thelazia callipaeda (thelaziosis nematode)
Lineage: Eukaryota; Metazoa; Nematoda; Chromadorea; Rhabditida; Thelaziidae
Source: the annotation of a GenBank genome assembly
AUGUUAGUGCUGUUUGAGACUCCUGCAGGGUAUGCUUUGUUUAAGCUAUUAGACGAUAAAAAACUGAAAAAUGUAGAAGAUAUUUGGAGUGAAUGUUCAACUCCAGAAAAAGCGCAAGAAAUAUUGCAGUUAGUUUCUUUCAAAAAGUUCAAAGAUACUGCUGAAGCAGUCGAAAAUGCUACUCAGUUAUCAGAAGGAAAAUUAACAAAAGCGCUAAAGAAGGCCUUGAAAGGAAAAUUGGAUAAACAUGAAGAGUUAGCCGUUGGCGAAGUGAAACUGGGAAAUAUGAUUAAAGCUAAAUUUGAUGUGCCAUGCAUUUAUAACGCAGCUACACAAGAACUCAUGCGGAGUAUCCGGGCAAAUUUGGAUAGUUUAUUGAAUGACCAUAAACGAGAAAUGCACUCAAUGAAUCUUGCCGUGGCACACUCUUUAAGCCGAUAUAAAUUAAGUUCUGUAAAAUUCAAUCCGGAAAAAAUAGAUACUAUGAUUAUUCAAGCGGUGUCAUUGCUUGAUGAUCUUGACAAAGAAUUAAACAAUUACGUCAUGAGGUGUCGUGAAUGGUAUGGUUGGCAUUUUCCAGAACUAAGUAAACUGAUUCAGGAUCAUCAAGCAUAUGCAAAAACUGUGAAAACAAUGGGAAUGCGUUCAAAUGCUGAAAAUUGUAAUUUAUCAGAUGUAUUACCAAAAGAAUUGGAAGUGCGUGUUAAAGAAGAAGCGGAAAUCAGUAUGGGUACGGAUAUAUCUGAUUCAGACAUGUUACAUAUCAGGGGUUUAUGCGAACAGAUUAUUGAGCUAACAAAAUACAGGGUUGAAUUGGCAGAGUACUUAAAGAAUCGAAUGGUGGUGCUAGCACCCAACCUUACUAUUCUACUUGGUGAAUUGGUCGGCGCCAGAUUGAUAUCUCAUGCAGGGUCAUUAGUUAAUCUUGCAAAAUACCCAGCAUCUACAGUUCAGAUAUUAGGUGCAGAGAAAGCUCUUUUUCGAGCACUGAAAACAAAACGCGAUACUCCGAAAUAUGGUAUCAUUUACCAUGCACAGCUAAUUGGUCAGGCUAACACGAAAAUAAAAGGAAAAGUGGCGCGGAAGUUAGCAGCAAAGGUGUCAUUAGCGACUCGAAUUGAUGCUCUUGCGGAUGAAUCACUGGGAACAGAACCGGGAGAGAAAAGUCGAGCUUAUAUUGAAACAUUUAUUCGGAUGGAACAAGAGCGAGGACCGAAAAGGAUAACAGGAAAACCCACACAGCAUGAUGCUUAUACAUUUAAGAGUACGACGAUUCGUUAUGAUCCUAGUGCAGACUCAACAAUUAAAACUGGGAAAAAACGAAAAUUUGAUGAGGAUGACCAGGAUGAAGACUCUAAAAGCAAAAGUGAAACUAGAAACGAAUUUGGUGAAAGUAGCGAAUCUCCUGUAAAACAAAGUAAAAAGGUGUCUCACAUUUUAUUAAUGAUAUUAGUCAUUUGA